Camelus dromedarius (Arabian camel) is the source of this 1486-nucleotide messenger RNA. RefSeq names its product kelch domain containing 9 (gene KLHDC9). Gene Ontology annotation, molecular function: cyclin binding. The coding region runs from base 328 to 1374 and encodes 348 amino acids. The transcript has 5 exons. The record is from RefSeq and is a predicted model, not a curated record. Lineage: Eukaryota; Metazoa; Chordata; Mammalia; Artiodactyla; Camelidae.
ACGGGAUAGUCGGUCUGGAAGACACCUAAGGGAGAAGCCAAAGGUACACUUUAUAAAUGAGAAAGAGAAGACCUGGAGAAAAAUAAUCACUCUGAGAGACAAGAUAUAGUUGGCACCAGAACCCAAGUCUCCUGACUCCCAGUUUGCAGCGGUGGUGCGGCAGCCGCGGCAGUGGUUGCUGGGCAACGGCGGAGCGAAGCCGGUGGCCUGUGGUGGGGACCCGGAACGGCUUCCGGUAGGGGAAUAGAGGCUGUUCCGGGAAAGCCUGGGCCGCGAUGUAGGGGGGUUCCGGACUCCUGGCGCCGCAGCCCGCCACUCCCUGUACCCAUGGCCGGGGCGGUGGGUGGGGCGGGAGGCUCGGGCUGGACCUGGCGGCCGGUGGCGCGGGACCCGCUGCUGGCCCGGGCCUUCCAUUCAUGCACCGAACUGCGGGGACGGUUCUAUCUGGUAGGGGGUCUUCUAGCCGGAGGAGCGAGAGAGCCGAGCAAUGAUACGGUGGUCUUUGACCCGGCUGGAGGCCAGGCCGUGCGGGUAGGAACCCAGGACGGCCCCAGGCGCAGCCAUCACGACGCAGCGCCAGUGGGCGGGCGUUGGCUCUGCGUGGUGGGCGGCUGGGACGGGUCGCGUCGCCUGGCCACAGUGGCCGCCCUGGACACGGAGCGCGGUGUGUGGGAGGCGUGGAGAGCCGCCCAAGGCAACUGCCCCCCUGCUGGCCUCAGUAGUCAUACCUGUACCCGCCUCUCCGAUCGAGAGCUGCGGGUGGCAGGCAGGGAGGGCGGGACCCGCACUCAGCGUCGUUAUGGAAGCAUCUACACGUUAAGGCUGGACCCUGGCGCCCGCACUUAUUGCUAUAAGGAAGAAGGCUGCCAUACAGUCUCACGCUCAGGUCACUGUGCUGCCCUGCUUCAAAGUCCUGGGCUCCACCAAGGUCACCAGCUAUUGCUCUUUGGGGGAUGCAACUCAGCUGAACCAGAAGUAGCUGGGCGUUGGAGUCAUGGGAGGAUUAAGGAGGAACCACUUGUUGCCCCCCGUUUGACGGAACAGCUUGCAAGGCUGGUGAGCAGUGGCCAGGGGUCUCGGCAGGGGCCUCAAGGACUACGGCAUCACUCAUGUUCUGUGGUUGGGCCUUUUGCUGUGCUGUUUGGUGGAGAAACUCUGACCAGAGCCAGAGACACCAUCUGCAAUGACCUCUACAUCUAUGAUACCCGCAAGUCUCCUUCUCUGUGGUUCCACUUUCCCUGUGCAGACCAUGGGCUAAAACGCACGGGCCAUCGGACCUGCCUUUGGAAUGAUCAGCUUUACCUGGUUGGGGGUUUCGGUGAGGAUGGCAGGACAGCUAGUUCACAGGUUUGCAUCCUGGACUUCUUUAUCUAAAGAACAGUGCCAAGAUAUAUUGCCAAGCCUCUGUUUUGUUGCAAACUCAUAAAGCAUUGUCACCAGAUCUGCCUCAUUUUGAAAGCUCAUUAAAUUUCAUCCCGAGAGUCAA